UCCCAGCGUGUAACUUGACAUUCCUUAAUAGCUGAGGAUAGACAGGGUACCGCUGAGCUCCAUGUGAAAGGGGGCUACAUCGACUCUGUGAUCUGCUUCAGUGACACAAGACAGCGAUGUUACAGCUGGAACGUAAAGGAAGAGUCGUUUCUUCGCGUUAUGGAUGAAUAAUGUUUUUCCACAGACAUUUAUUGGCGAGCUGAAACAACAUUUUUAAGAACAACAUAUGAAUGCCAAAUCCUGUCAAAUCGUUAUGGAUAAAAAUGUGCUCGUUGUAUUCAAACUAUUUGUUGUGGGGAUCUUAGUGAACACCUUGAUGGCAAGUGGGCUGUCAGCCACGGAGCACAUGUACGUGUUGCAGUCCGGGAGACCUCAAAUGGACCUGUGCAACGAGACGGACCUGCUGCUGGAGAUGGAGGUGUGCUCGAUUCAUUUUCGGCUGGACAUGGCACGAGUCGACCCGCAGUAUUGGUGUAACCUCACGCACAUCAUCAGGGAAUAUGACAACUUCUCUGCCUGCACUGAGGCCGGAGCCAUCCACCUGGGCUGCUACUGGCCCAACCCGCUGGUGGAGAGCUACAUCAUCGGCAUCCACCGUGACUACUUCUCCAACUGCACCCUGGAGCGCGUCGUGUGGGUGGACCCGCCCGACGACACGCUGGCCGCCCUCAUUGUCGCCCCCGUGUUCCUCACCCUGGCCAUGAUCGCCCUGGUGGUGUGGCGCAGCAAGCGAGGUGACGUCCUGGCAUGAGUUCCCCCCCCGCCCC
This is a messenger RNA of Megalops cyprinoides (Indo-Pacific tarpon), 767 nucleotides long. Its product is annotated as receptor activity-modifying protein 3-like. Gene Ontology annotation, molecular function: coreceptor activity. Lineage: Eukaryota; Metazoa; Chordata; Actinopteri; Elopiformes; Megalopidae. Gene Ontology annotation, biological process: regulation of G protein-coupled receptor signaling pathway; G protein-coupled receptor signaling pathway; receptor internalization. The transcript is spliced from 4 exons. The record is from RefSeq and is a predicted model, not a curated record. Bases 227 to 751 code for a protein of 174 amino acids. Gene Ontology annotation, cellular component: cell surface; signaling receptor complex; membrane.